This is a messenger RNA of Fundulus heteroclitus (mummichog), 5811 nucleotides long. It is a transcript of the gene vstm4a, whose product is annotated as V-set and transmembrane domain containing 4a. Bases 4299 to 5414 code for a protein of 371 amino acids. Lineage: Eukaryota; Metazoa; Chordata; Actinopteri; Cyprinodontiformes; Fundulidae. The transcript has 8 exons. The record is from RefSeq and is a predicted model, not a curated record.
CGAGGCCUUAGUCCUCAACGUGGCUGACCAGGGUUUGAAUCUGGCCUGAGGUCCUUUCCGUAUGUCUUCCCCACUCUCUAAAACCUCCUUUACAGUCAGCCUACUUUGAAAAUAUUAACCUCUACUACCACAAAAACCCAGAAAAAAGAAUAAUAAGAUAAUUUUUUUUUUAACGUAGUGCUUAAUUGGGGUUAUCAGGGUACCCUCCAUGUGGUGGGUGGCCAGAGCCACCUUGCUGGGGUCCCUUUCAAUGUGGUACCUUUACACAGUCUCUCCAUUGUGGUGGGAUUGGGUUUAAUGUUCCACAAAAAUGAUAACAACACUGUGCACGACAAUAGAUCAGUGAUUUUGAAAUAUGUUCCUGAAGGGUGCACAAAAAUAACGCGUGUGAUCAUCAUCUGUUGCGCAUACAGUAACACAAUCAAAUCAUUCGCAGGAAAACAUAGCACAGCAGGGUAAUGUUGAUAACCCAUGCCCAUGUCCCUCCUCCUCCUCACACUUUGAUUUGGAUCCAGACCGUGGGAGUAUAAAAAAUAUCACAACACGCAUGGGAGGAUCAAACUCAGACCAGAAUAAUAAAGUACUUAAAGUACUGGAAAAAUUUCAGAUGGAGCAGUGUUCAAGACAGACAGGUUUUCCUGGUGGAUUUAUUCUCUGUGUUUUCAUUUCAUGUUGAACAUUUUGUUUCCUGACAUUUCCAAACAGUUUAAAUGACUCAGCAAAAGAAAGAAACUUGGAGGGGGAAUUUUUUUUUUUGACAAGUUUUGUCCUCUCGGGAUGAAUCAUAAUUUCACUAAAAUCUUAUCCUAGUGUAACCAUGGAAGAAAAAAUAUAAAUAAUGUAACUGUUUAGUUGCAUUUAAACAACUUCUCAUCCCCUGAGAAGCAGUAACCUGCUUUGGCCACUACAGGGCAGAGGAGAGCAGGGUCCCUCGCUUGGAUCUAGGAGACACAGGAGAAUGAUAACAUGACAGAAAUCCCACAUGAAGUAUCAUCUUAUAGCACAUGUAUGUAUGCACAACCUUUAGUUCAUUAAACCUGAGAUGAGUGGCCGUGUAAUGUAAACACCAAAUAGCUGCUGCAUUCACAAGUCCUGAGAUUAAAAAGAGGUUCUCAAGGUGAGAUGGGAUUAAAGAGCUGCAGGACCAAAGCCAGCACACUUUCCACUGAUUCCACGCUUUUCAUAAGAAUCCUACAUACUGGUUGAAGGGUUAAAUGUGUUGUGUAAUUUCAUUUGGCUUUGGCAGAGCUCAAAGCAGCCAGCAAGAAGCCCUGCCUCAGCAGUUUAGCCUGCCCAAUAAAGCAGCAGGCUUCAUACCACUGGGACAGCCUGACGACCGCAGCCAGAGACAAGCCCAUGCCACUCUGUCCAGUAGCUGGAGACAGGGUGGCAGCAUCUGCAUGCACCAACCAAAACCAACAAAAAAAGGAACACACGUUAUGCUUAGGCAACCAAAAAAAAAAAAAAAAGAAACACCCCCACAAAUGAGAUAUGUCUGUCACCUCUGAGUUGUGGGGUGUUGGGCCAUGAUCCAACACCCACUCUCAGGAACACAGGAAAUGACAUUUCCUACGUUUAGCAGGACACAGAGGGGAAAGACAGAGAGAGGUUGACGGAGACAGCUGAAGGGGAGAGCGAGGGAGAGAGUGGGAGUUUCUAAGUGGGAACAGAGCUUUUACUGUUUCAUAUUACAGAGAAAAGAGGAGAAAGAGGAGAGGAGUUAAUGGUGGGUAAGGGCUCUGGUGGGUUGUGCAGCCAGCCUCUGUUUUGAAUGUAGCUGCUCGUGAAAGGGCUGUGCAGUUGUCUGGGUUUAUGGAUUCUCUGGCUGUGGAAAAUGCACUUCUCUAUAGUGGUCCUUGUCCUGACUAAGACUCUGGUCACAGGUAAGUUUACUUUGUUUGCAACAGCAAAGCUCAGCAGGAACGCAAGAAGGGGUUGGGGGGUGAAAUAGAGUAGCAAUCGGUGCACAUAGCCACAUGCAAUACAGAUUCCUUUAUCUUCAGUAUGAAAACGAUAUGUUCAUUAUGUGUGCAAGAGGUGAAACGUGCAUGUGCUUUAACUGUUUUUAUUUUUGUUUGUUUGCACACAUUUAAAGUGAUUAAGUGUCUGGUUUAAACAUGUGCAAGACGUAUGUUUCUCUCAGUUUAUGACAAUAAACUGAAGACAAUCAUAAAGCAUGGUCAAAAAAUGAUGUAGAUUGGAUUGACCCAGUUUUUCUAAAUUAGUAAACACCAAGUGGUGAAAAUGAGCCCCACACAAAGAGGUAAUUCUGAUUCGUUAAAAGGUUUUAGAGUUAAGAAAGCUUUGGUCUCUGUGAUCAAUCUGAAGUUUUGGAUGUUCUGAUCAGCCCUAAAGUUGAUGAGUCAAUUGUUACCAGUAGCUUGAGUUGCAUAUUGUUACUUUUCCAGUAACUUUUUCUGCCUAUGAUGUUUUAUGAUGUAAUUUUGGACAUAACCAGAGGCAGAUUAACAACUGACAUAACAAGAACAACAAAAAAAACAGCAGCAGAUGUUCCCAGUUAUCCUGCCUGCGUGGAUUGGGUUGAACCGUCCAGAGGAUGAACGUUUCUCACCUGUAGCACAUCCUUGCCUGCCUAAUCCCACUUAUUGACUCAUAUUCUGUUUUAGACACACAUGCAUCUGCUUCCGUCAGAGGAAAGCAAAAGUAUGCAUGGAAAAACACAACAGUCGUGCAGAAUCUCUGAUUUUUUUAUUUUUUAUUAUGCUCUUGAGCUGUUCUUUUAGCGGUACAGACAAAAUUCCCAUCUGGUGAUGGAAUGACACAUAUAAGCAGAACCAGUCAUACUUUAUGCUUUUGACAGUAUAAAUCCUAUAAGCCACUGUGGGUGUGGGUACAUGAAAUUAUUUUGUGUAAAUGCUACAAUUAGGUCUAACUGGCAGGAAAUAAAUAGUUGUAAAAAUGAACUCAGACCUUUCCAUGUGGGGCGCAUUUUCUGCUCCAGUAAUUUUGCUAAUUGAAAAAAGCAAGAAAGAGUCACGCAAGCUGAGUCAUUCAGUGACUGUGUGACCCAUCAUGGCAAAAGGGCCUGUUCUGUGGAUCGUCUGUAAUUUAUUGAUAAAUACCUCAAGAAACAAGAUGUGUCUCAUAAAUCUUUAUACAAGAGACACGUAAUGAAAAAUAAUUAACACUUUGAUUCGCAUCUGCUCUUUUAUUUUUGCCUUAAACAUUUUAUUCUUUUGAACUCAACUUUCAGUAAAAUGUCUCCAGGAUUUCUUGAGAUCUUGUAAAGUUUUUUUCUCUGGGUCUUGGGCUUAGCCUCCUGAGUGUUUUUGUUGUCUUUUUCCAUCACUUAAUGACAACUUUAUUCAUUUUUGUACGAAUAAAAAUCUUAAAAGAUACUAUAAAAUAAAAUUCUCAAAUUACACCGUCAGAGGUUUGCUGGAAAACACUAGUGAGCAAACACCGGAAAGGUCAGGGAUAAAGUGGUGGGAGUUGGGAUGUUUUACGCGGGUUAAGGUUUAUAAAACAGCAUCCCGCAGUUAUGAUUGUCUCACAGAGACAAAAUGAAGAGAGUAUGUUACAGCUUCAAACAUCACAAGGCAUGACUGUCCAUGUAAGUUAACAGGCUGGGACAAGCAGAGCAUUCGUCAAAGAUGCGAUAAAAAGAAAAAUCCCAUAGCAGCUGUGGAGGAGCUGCUCUGAUGCAUGGCUCAGGUGAGGGAUCUGUCAGAAGGACAUCUAUCUGUCUUGCCCUCUACAGGACAAUAAGAAAUACGUUGUUGAUAUAUAUAUAUAUAAAAAAGCUCUGCCAAGUCCUGUUUGCUGUUUCUUCUAACUAAUGUAGGGAACACUGAAAACGUGUGGAAGAAAGUUUUCUGGUCAGAUGAGACCAAAAUGGAAAUUUCUGGCCUACAUGCCAAACAGCAGAUCAACUUGAACACAUCAUCCUUGUUGUAACACGCGGUGGUGGCAGCAUCAUCCUGUGGGGAUGCUUUUCUUCAACAGGGACCGGGCGGUCGCUUAGAGUUGAUGGAUGGAGCUAAAUAAAGGUCAACCCUGAAAUAGCUCACCUCCCAGCCGCCUAAACAACCAAAGACAUACAGCCAGAGCUGCAAUGGGUUGAAUUAUGUUAAAUCAUAUUAAUGUGCAGGAAUGGCUCAUGCAAAGUCCAGACUUAUAUCCAACUUAUAUCCAAUCCAAAUGUGUGACCAUACUUCAAAGUGUAUGUUCCCAGACGCUCUCUAUCCAGUCUGUCUGACUUUGGGCUAUCUUACUCAGAGAAAUGGGCAAAAAUGCCAGUCUCGUGAUCCUAAACGCUGGUAGAGACGUAAAAAGACAUGCAGCUGCAGCUGCAACUGCAUCAAAAGCUGCUUCUACAAAGUACUCUCAUCCUGGUGGAUGAAUACAAAGAGGUCUGUCACACCCUGAACGUGACGGUCACCCCUGGGCCUUUGGUCUUAGUCGCAGAGAGAGACAACCUGACGUUGUGCUGUCGUGUGUCUGAAAGGAAGUGGAGCAGCAGUGUCCUCAUUCUUCGCUGGCUCUUCUCUCCUUUGUCCCCUCCAACUCUAAGACCUCCUGUGGUCCCGGCCACUUCUCCCACGGGACUCCCACCCUCCCAGUUUCUGAUUGUGAGGAUAGGCAUAAAGAAAAUAAAGCAGUAUGGGAACUACAGCCGUCGCUUCCCCCAGCCGAAGUUUCGUUUGUUUGAUGAUGCGGCAGGAGAGGCGUAUCGGUUGCUCAUCGCCAAUGUCACCGGCAUGGACCAGGGCUUUUAUAGCUGCAGAGUUCAGGAGAUCCGAAAAUACAGAAACACGUGGAGAGCCUCCUCCAAUGGCACCGGCACCACACAGCUGACAGUGCACUUUACUCCCAAGGAUGGCAGCAGCGAGGGGCUGUGGCUUUUAUUUGCAGAUGUGUAUUUGUGCGCUGUGCUGAUCUGCUCACUGGGCCUGCUGUCCAUCUUCUUGUUCUCUCUCGUCUUAACGGCCCAGUACCUCCACAGGCGACACAGGCUCAAAGCCAGUUAUCUUUUCGUCAAAUGUCCAGAAAGCAGGUCAUCUUUGCGUCGUCUACUCCUCAGCUCUGGAGAGACCGUCACCAGCUCCAGCAGCUGCUCCAGUUCUCCCCCAAGGACACAAAGAAGACAGACAAGACAGCAGGUUGACAGAGGACCAGCAGUGACAGCACCUAAACCAGCUGAAGAGCCACUAUUUCAGCCCCCAGUCAGAGCGCCUGCUGCAGCAAAGAGACCUCAGAAGCCCCGAAGGUUGAAGACUCAGCCAAGAAGAUCUGGCACUUCUCGAGUAUCGCAAGAAGACAGCCUGACGUACGCAGAGCUGGAGCUGGUGCGACCGAAGCAGGAUCCGCCAGCCUCUUCCAGCCCUGACGCCACACCCUCCAGCCCCGACACUGUGUACGCUCAGAUCCUCUUCCAGGAAGAAAAGCUAUAGGCCUGGCAGCUCGGUACCUCCUGGUGAGGGCAGAGGUCCAGUUCUCCACCCCAAACUGAACUAAUCAGCAUCUAAAGGAACGUAUUUAUGAACUAUGAGUACAAUAUUUAGCUUUUUUUUUCUAUGAAAGUUGCCACAUUUGUGGGUACGUAACGGGUUUGGAGUUUAAUUUGUGCAGGGCUUGAACUUUUUUUUUUUUUUUUUUUUGGAGUCCCUUUUCUGUUUGCUGCAUUACCGGCAUGGGAGCCUUUCCCAAUCUAACUGUUAACUAUCAUCCAUAAAAUCAUGUGACUUUGUUGAAAAUAAACUGUUUUUGUUUUUUUUACCACAGCAUCGUGUCACUUUAACAAUUAGCUUUUUAAGCAAAUUCAUUAUUACUGUAUUAAAACUCUAUAUU